AUGCCUCGCGCGCUGUGCUUUUUGGUGGCGGCCCUUGGGCCCAGAGUGUUUGCCUACGACUCCUCCAUGUUGAUCUCCAGCAGCGGGGCUUUUUCAGGCUCAGACUCUGCGAGCUUCCUGCAGAAGCCCGUGGUCAACGAAAAGGAUGCCUCGGAAGAGUUCGGCGAGACUGCCGAACCUGUGCACGUAAUUGGCCUGCGCCGUGAAAGCGUUCCCAUUUACCGAAUGGGAAAGAUAGCCUCGUUCAAGACAUCCUACUCUGGAGUUGUCAGCAUUGGCUACCCUCCACAGGACUUCCGUGUGGUUUUCGACACCGGCUCCGCCCACAUCAUCUUACCGGCCGUGGAGUGUCAUACGGAGGCCUGCCUGGCCAACAAUCGGAGGCUCUACAAUCAGGCUGCAUCGACGACGUCCCUGCCAAUCAACGCAGACGGUAGCAUCGUGCACGAAGGGGACGAUGGAGAGCAGGUCACCAUUGGCUUCGGCACUGGUGAGAUCACCGGCGAGUUUGCCAAGGACACAGUUUGUAUGGGUAAAGGCCAGACGGCCGACGAGCGACGCCUUCUCAUGGCGGAGGCCCGAAGGCAGAAGGAAAUCGCCGCUCUGAUCAAGCAGGAGACUCUUGUGGGCGACUACUUGGAGGACGAAGACAUAGCGAAUGCUGAAGGAGCUGAAGUUGUUGCUGACCACAGCCCAAUGUGCGUCGAGAUGAACAUCAUCGUGGCAGUGGAAAUGUCCACGGUGCCCUUCAAGACCUUCAAGUUCGAUGGCAUCCUUGGCCUCAGCUUGGACGGCCUGGCCAUGAAUCGGAACUUCAGCACCUUUGACAUGCUGGUGCGGAAUGGAAUGGCUCGGCAGCCCCAUUUCGGUGUUUUCCUGACCGACAACGAGGACGUUGAGCCGUCUGAGGUAGCCUUCGGUGGUGCCGACUCACGGCGCAUGCUUGAGCCAGUGAGCUGGAGCGAGGUCUACAUGCCCGAGCUCGGCUACUGGAUUGUGCCCAUUCUGGCCGUUCGUGUGGGUGGUGUGGAACUGGACUUCUGCAAGGAUGGCACUUGCCGCGGAGUCGUGGAUACUGGCACCAGCCAUUUGGGUGUCCCGGGGCCUUACGACAAGGAGCUGUCGCAGAUGCUUCAGGUCGAUGCAGGGGAUCUCCUCGACUGCCGGCUCGCGAAGAGCCCAAAUGUGGAAAUCGAUUUGCCUGGGAAGACCAUCGAGCUCCUCCCCGCAAGCUACAUGCGCAGGCUGCCACUGCGCGAGGGCGUCACCGUAAGCUCCGAGAAAGGAGUCACUGUGGAGGACGAGACUGACAAGAGAAAGAAGAAUACAAAGGCCAAAGCAGCCCUGCGACCCGGCUACCACCUCGUCCACAUUGGGCCGAACAAGAACAACACGGCAGGUUCGACGAAGUGUAUCAGGCCGGUUCACGCAGUGAAGUGCCAUCCGGAUGCCGCCAACAAGCGCAGUGACAUCUACACUGACAAGUUCACAGUCUCGGCUAAAGGCGAGGAGAUCUGCGUCGAACGUGUGGAUCAACCGGGAUCUUGGGGUUUGGACCUGGAGUUCCUGUGCCCGAAUCCCCACACAGCUGGCCUGGAAGGGCCCAAGCAGAAAGGCGUGGAGGCGAUCUACAUUGGUCGGCAAGACGGCACCGAGAAGUGUGUGCAGCCUUUUGCCGAGGUGAAAUGCGAGGACACCGAGCAGUUCCGGGUCCGCAAGAAGGACAACCAGAUCUGUGUAACCCCACGCAACAACCCGAGUGAGAUCGACGAGGCUGACCUCGUCCUUCGAUGCAAGGAGGUGGUCCACCCAGCCCUAGAGGGCAUGGAGGAGCUGGUGAUUGGCAGCCACUUUGGUGAGCAGCCCGAGAAAUGCAUCCAGCCUCCCGUUCCUGUGACUUGUGACGUGGAUGCAGCCAACCGGCGAAAGGACCAGUUUCCGGAUCGCUUUGAGGUAUCCGCCAAGCAGGAGAAGAUCUGUGUCAAGAGGAUCGAUGGGAACAGCCAGCAGUGGGGCCUGAACCUAGUGAUCCACUGCAGAUCGCUCGCUGAGACCGUCGAGGACGGCGAGGCAACGAGGCUCGAAGUUUGGGAAGUGUGGGAGGUACAUUUUGCAAGCAGCGUGGCAACACGAAGCAUGAAACUGUCGUUAAAAAUACUUGCUUGCAGUAGCUUAGAUAAGUGCAGGCCAACUGCAGAUGAGUACACGAAGGCCUUUGUGAAGCCGCGUCGAAAAAACCCGAACACUUCUCCGCAGCACCGUAGUCUCUGGGAUUCUCUGAGAAGCUGGAUGCUUCCCCUCGUGUGCUGA
Messenger RNA from Symbiodinium sp. CCMP2456, 2310 nucleotides. NCBI's taxonomy places the organism in Eukaryota, Dinophyceae, Suessiales, Symbiodiniaceae. The record is from the annotation of a GenBank genome assembly.